UGGCAGGGAGGGAGGCAGGGAGCAGCCAAUGUAAGGCUGGACUAGUCUGGAGCAGCAGAGCCAGGGGCGGCGGAGGGCUGCCUGCAGGAGGAGCAGCAGCAGAAGCCCAGGCACCACUGAUGCCCUGAGACGGAGGAGGAGGAGGAGGAGGAGGAGGAGGAGCUGCCUUGCUUGCCUUGCCUGCCUUGCCCAGCCUGAGCCCCAGCCGGGCAAUGGACACAUGUUGAGGGCUGGCCAGAAGGGAAGGCAAGGCGAGGCCAGCCGUGAGCAUCCUCCCCUGGACCCCUGGCUGGAGGCAAGCCGCUCUCCUUCUCCGCAGCUGCGAGGUUAUGCCAUGCCUCAGACUUACUGGGUGCUUGCUAAUGAAAGAGAAAGGUUGAUAUUGGCCCAAACGUUGCAUGACGGCGCAUAGAGUGUAAACCAAGAUGGCAGCUGGAAAUACGGCUCCUUUGGGAGGGAUCUUCACUACUGUGCCACAGGAUGGUGAAAAUGCUGAGACGGCCUUUCCUGGCCCUGAGGAUGAGGAGGAUUUGGACAAGACCUUGGCAGUUGAACGGUUUGGAGACCUGAUCAGCAAGUCUGUGCUAAGGGACCAGGAGAAGCAUGGCCGCAGCUACAGUGAGAGUGAUUUUGAAUUCCAUCGCCAGACAUCCCACCACAUCCAUCACCCCCUCUCCACUCACCUGCCUCCACCCCACAAGUUUCAGAAGAGGCUUCCUCGCUCUGAAAGGAAGAAAAAGAGAAAGAAAAAGCCAAGGAAGACCUCUGUACCUCCCUCCAAUGUCACACCAACCAUCCAGGAGGAAGAGGAAGAAGAAGAGGAAGAAGCAGAAUCUGAAGGGGAGGAGGUUCUAGAGAAAGAGAGCUCUGCAGAGUCUGACCUUGACGCCUCUCCCAAGAGGGAGUUGCAUCAUGGAAAACCAAAAGCAGGGCUGACAGAAGGAAGCGUAGAGUUCACCAUUGGGAGUGAGGAGGAAGCAGAAGAGGAAGAAGAGGAGGAGGAGGAGGCCCAUGGCAGCCCAUGCACUUUGUCAUUUCAUGUUGGAGAAGAAUGCAGUCACCUCUCUCCACUCCCAUGUCUCUCCCAUCUGCUACCAGAGAAGGGACCUCCCAUUCCCAUGAGCUUUUCUGGGAAUAGAGAUAAUAUAUCUCGAGGAUGGGACAAGCGCAAACCUUGGAGUCAGGUGCCAAGUGGACAGCGGUCAAACUAUGACUUGAAGGAGAGGGUGUGUAUCGGCAGCAUGACCACUGUGGAGAGUGCCACAUACCAACGAAUCCCCACAGAUGAGGCUGAGGCUCAGAUGCUGGCUUCUGCUGACCUUGAUGAUAUGAAAAGCCAUCGUUUUGAAGAUAAUCCAGGAGUCAGGAGACAUCUUGUUAAAAAGCCUUCUCGGAGCCAGACUACAAGAGCCAGCAAAAGGUCUUUGUCUUCACAGUCUGUCAAGAAGAAGAAAAAGAAGAAGAAACUUGACAGAAAACCUCAUGAGGUAUUUGUGGAACUGAAUGAAUUAGUGGUGGACAAGAACCAGGACAUGCACUGGAAGGAGACAGCACGCUGGAUCAAAUUUGAAGAAAAUGUGGAGGAGGACACAGCACGCUGGGGGAGGCCUCAUGUAGCCUCACUCUCCUUUCGCAGCCUUCUGGAACUCAGGAAGACUAUUGCACAUGGAGCUGUUCUGCUGGACUUGGAGCAAACUACAUUACCUGGCAUUGCUCACCUCGUGGUAGAGACCAUGAUCAUUACAGACCAGAUCAAGGCUGAAGACAGAGCCAAUGUGCUGAGAGCCCUGCUGCUGAAGCACAGUCACCCCAAUGAUGAGAAGGAGGCAUUCUUCCCCCGGAACCAUUCCAAUUCCAGCAUGAAUUCUAUGGUUGGAAACCACCACCACAACCAUAACCACACAGGUGACACUUGUAUGCCAUUGAUGGGGGAAGAGCGCAUUGAGAUGACAGAGCCCAGAAUCCAUGACCCUGAGUUCAGAGAGAAAAACAUGCAUCUUCACAGCAAUGAGGCACAUCGUGGCAAAUAUGUUAAGCUGAUGGAGAAGAUUCCAGAUGAUGCUGAGGCAACCGUGGUACUUGUUGGUUGUGUUCAGUUCCUUGAACAGCCAACAAUGGCUUUUGUCCGUUUAAAUGAGGCUGUGUUCUUGGAGUCAGUCCUGGAGGUUCCAGUUCCUGUCCGCUUCAUCUUUGUCUUGCUGGGGCCAAGCCAGUCCAACAUGGACUACCAUGAGAUUGGGCGUUCCAUUUCCACACUCAUGUCUGACAAGCGUUUCCAUGAAGCUGCUUACAUGGCAGAUGACCGCCAGGACUUGCUGAAUGCCAUCAAUGAGUUUCUUGAUUGUAGCAUCGUCAUCCCUCCAUCAGAAGUAGAAGGGAAGGAUUUGCUUAAAUCGAUUGCCACCUUCCAGAAAGUGCUCCUGAGGAAGAGAAAAGAGCGGGAACAGAAAAAGGCCACCAAAGAAGGGAACGUUCAGGAAGCCAAAGAGGUGUGUGAGGUAAAAGUUGAAGAGGAAGAGGAGGGUGAAGAGGAGGAUGACCCUCUGAAGCGCACCGGCAUUUUCUUUGGCGGUUUGGUGCGGGACAUAAAGCGCAGGUACCCCAAGUAUCUGAGUGACCUCAGAGAUGCCCUGCACAGCCAGUGCCUCGCAGCCGUGCUAUUCAUCUACUUCGCUGCUCUCUCUCCUGCCAUCACCUUUGGGGGACUGCUAGGUGAAAAGACAGAAGGCCUAAUGGGUGUUUCAGAGCUGAUCAUCUCCACAUCAGUGCUCGGCAUACUCUUUUCUCUGCUGAGUGCUCAGCCUCUCCUUGUCAUUGGCUUCUCAGGGCCCCUACUGGUCUUUGAAGAAGCUUUUUACAAGUUCUGCCAGAGCCAGGACAUUGAGUAUCUGACCGGUCGUGUGUGGAUUGGCUUCUGGCUCAUCGUCUUCAUUGUCAUCAUUGUGGCCGCUGAGGGCAGUUUUCUGGUACGCUACAUCUCACCGUUCACCCAGGAGAUCUUUGCCUUUCUCAUCUCCCUCAUCUUCAUUUAUGAAACAUUCUACAAGCUUUACAAGGUAUUCACAGAGCACCCACUGCUGAGGUUCUACCCGCCAUAUCUUCAAAGUCGUCUGAAUGCCAGCACACUGUCUGCUGAUUCUAUGGCCCUUGACACCCAGAUGCAGCCCAACACUGCUUUGCUGUCCCUCAUCCUCAUGCUGGGGACCUUCUUCAUUGCCUUCUUCAUGCGCAAGUUUAAGAAUAGCCGAUUUCUAGCAGGAAAGGCACGGCGAAUAAUUGGAGAUUUUGGAAUCCCUAUCUCCAUCCUUGUCAUGGUUCUGGUAGACUACACCAUCACUGAUACGUAUACACAGAAAUUGAAUGUUCCCUCAGUGCUGUCGGUCACAACUCCAGACAAGCGUGGCUGGUUCAUCCAUCCUUUAGGUAGCAAGCAGGCUUUCCCCAUGUGGAUGAUGUUUGCUUCUGCCAUCCCUGCACUGCUGGUCUUCAUCCUUAUCUUUAUGGAAACCCAAAUCACCACUCUGAUUGUCAGCAAGAAGGAACGGAAGCUGACAAAGGGUUCAGGUUUCCACCUCGAUUUGCUGCUUAUUGGUACAAUGGGAGGGCUCUGUGCCCUGUUUGGGCUGCCUUGGCUCACAGCUGCCACUGUCCGCUCCAUCACCCAUGUCAACGCUCUUACUGUUAUGAGCAAGGCCAUUGCACCUGGUGAGAAGCCAAAGAUUGAGGAAGUGAAGGAGCAGCGCGUGACAGGAGUGCUCAUCGCUGGCCUUGUUGGCCUGUCCAUUGUCAUGGGGAAUGUAUUGCGCCAGAUCCCACUGGCUGUGUUGUUUGGGAUUUUCCUAUAUAUGGGGGUGACAUCAUUGACUGGCAUCCAACUCUAUGAGCGGCUCCUCCUUAUCUUCAUGCCAUCCAAGCACCAUCCAGAUCAUGUCUACGUUGUCAAGGUCAAGACAUGGCGAAUGAACCUCUUCACAUGCAUUCAGCUAGCCUGCAUCGUGCUGCUGUGGGUGGUGAAAUCCACAGCAGCAUCACUGGCAUUCCCAUUUGUCCUGAUCAUGACUGUUCCCCUACGACGAUUCCUACUGCCACGCUUUUUCCAUGAAAGAGAACUUAAAGCGCUGGACUCAGAAGAUGCAGCACCAAACUUUGAUGAAGAUGGGCGGGAUGAGUACAAUGAACUUCACAUGCCUGUAUGAGCAAUGUAGCCUUAUCUACUGGCCUUCGUUCACCCCUGGAUUCAUGGGACAGGCCACUGUUCUCCAUGCUCUCCUUGAAUGACAACAAAUCAGAAGUGGCUUUGAACUGAUCAUGAGUCUGGACCAACUGACAACUGUGUCACAGCCCUUCAGGAAGCUCCAUGCCACAAAGAGUACUGGUACCAGUCAGAGCAAAAGAUGCUGCCUUACUAUGAAUAGACAUAUAAGAUGUGUUCAGGCACUAUGAUCCACAUUCCUCUCCAAACAGACCUUGCUGGUGUUGAUGCUCUGAUUUCAAUAGGCCAAAGUAGGUACCUUAUCCAGCUGUCAUUAACCUUCUUUUUUCAGAAGACAGCAGGCUGGUGCUUUGCUAAGGGGCAAACAGCAUCAUGCCAGCAAAUAUAAACCAAGUAGGCCCUGUCAGAAAUGCCAGACUCAAUGGUGUUCAUGCAGAGCUAGCAGAUUCCUGGGGUAAAACUAGUGUCUCCAUGUUGACCCAUAGCCUUUUCAUCCCAUGACUGUGACCAUAAACCUUCAACAGCCUGUGGUCCAUCUGUUGUUCUGCAUGAUGCUCUUAGCUGGGUUAUCUUGCUCUUAGCUGGGUUAUCUGAUCUUUUCAAUUUCUGGAAUGGCUGUCAGGAGUGCUGAAAACUACAAGCUAUAGUGUGUGUAUGAACAGGCCUUCUGGACCAGAUAAGCAUGGCAUGGGUAUUUGUGCAAUAUUAAUGUGUACAAGUAUCUCCUCAUGCAUAAUGCUAUGCCUCUUCUCCUUAUCUCUCAAGGCAGCCAUAAAGGUUGCCAGAGAGUAGACAUGGGUGUAUGAAGGAGAUCUUCACUCACAUAGGAAGAGGGAAAGUGUAGGCAAAACUUGCCAAAAUAACCUGGAUACCAGGAACAAGGUAACCCAGUGACUGAAUGGGGACUGCAUUACUUUGCUCUUAUGGUCAGGAAAUAAUCACAAAGAUUUGACACCACUCUCAUUGUAUUUUCUCCUCUAGCCUUUGACAAAGAGUGUUAAGAAAUUCAGUUAUAGAAACAGAGACCAUAGGAAUGAAGCCUGGGACCUAGUCUGGACUAGAAUAUAAGAUUCAGAUUUUUCUUCAGGCACAGCAGGAAACAGGAAUUCCCUAUAUCAUUAAUAGUGAGCAAGGAGCCCCAAUAGUGGCCAAGGCAGGUAUAAACAAUACCAUGUUAAUCUUUAUUAUUUGGAGCCUGGUCCAAAAAAACAGAAAUUCUUGUAUUGCCUACUUUGGACUCCAGGUUCUUCAGUAUUUCCAGUUCCACCUUGUUGCUUGGUCUAGCCUCCUUUCCAAAGUUCCUGCUCUGUUAUUCAACCUUAGCAUGGUCAUUGCAAUCCUUAUUUUAUUCUUUACCUUAUAGGGGCUCCACUUGGGGCAAGACCUCCCACUAUGGCCAAGUCUCCAGAAAGGCCAACCAUGGCCCAGCCUUAAUGAUUGGAAUGAGAUAUUUGUAAGGAGAGCUGCUCUUGUGGCUCUGAACCAUUGCACAAUAUGAAGCUUUUCUUCAUUUGUCCUUUGACAGUCAAAGUCAAUGACAUCAUGUUCCUGGACUUUGUCUGCUUUUAAAAUCCACUCUUUCUUCCUCAACAGCUCUACUCUGAUGUACUCUGCUUUACCCUUCUUUUCAUUCAACUGCUAUAUAAAGAAAAUUCAGAUUACAAGAUAGGUCUAUAAGUAGCACAACAUAUGUAUUUUCUUUAGUCACUAAAUCUGAAUUUUUAGAAACAGAAUACCCUGCCCCCUUGCUUCUCACUGGUGAGUGGCAUGCAUUCAGUUAUGGAUAGGGCACACCUGGUGUGCUUCAUAAGGCUAAGCACUUGCACAAAUACCAUGCAGCUGGAGUUCAGUGCAAGAGUCCAAAGAGGAGCUGUUUUCCCACUGGAUCAUCACAUGGGGACUCUAGUCAGCAGUGAAGUCCUGUUCUGUAAAUGUGUUCUAUUAGAUUAUGAAUGUGGAAUAAUGGGGUGUGCAAAAGUGCCAGACAUGACUCCCUUCACAGCCAGGCAUUGAGUCUGGCUCAUGGCACUACUCUGGUGCCCACUCCCUGUCAUGAAAUGGAGGCUGUCCCUCCCCACCUACCUCAGGGGCUGCCUGCAGAUGGCUGGAUAGUUAUGAGGCCACAUGUAUUCCUCUACUCAUUCCCAGCUGGCUGCCAGCCUGCCCCACCCACAGACAGUGACCUCCAUUGUGCCCUGUGUAGCCAGGAUAAGAAACCUGAACUCUUAGUGCAGAGUACUCUGCCUGUGUAUUGAAACUCAUCUGAAUGUAAUAGGAAUGGAUAUGGUUGCACCAAUA
This is a messenger RNA of Sceloporus undulatus (fence lizard), 6511 nucleotides long. It is a transcript of the gene SLC4A3, whose product is annotated as solute carrier family 4 member 3. The record is from RefSeq and is a predicted model, not a curated record. Gene Ontology annotation, biological process: bicarbonate transport; monoatomic anion transport; transmembrane transport. NCBI's taxonomy places the organism in Eukaryota, Metazoa, Chordata, Lepidosauria, Squamata, Phrynosomatidae. Gene Ontology annotation, molecular function: monoatomic anion transmembrane transporter activity; solute:inorganic anion antiporter activity. The coding region runs from base 426 to 4196 and encodes 1256 amino acids. The transcript is spliced from 23 exons. Gene Ontology annotation, cellular component: plasma membrane.